CAGAAGGGAGACCUCACAUAGCUGGUAUGGAACUGAAUUCACAGCUUAACAUGUUGGAUUAGGCAAGUAAAAUUCAUUCUACAAGAUAUCAGAAGAGGAUCUAAGUCCCAAGGUUAGAGAAUGGAUUUCGUGAGAAGGCGGCUUUCCCAGGGAGGGAGUAGUGAUGAUGAGGGAAAGUCGCUGUCAUCAAGCUUCUCAGAGGGAACCUCAAGAUUCUUCACCUCAAUGGUGGCCAAAAAGAAUGGCCUAAUUAAUAACUUAUCCUCCAAACUGGAGAAUGUGAUGAAGACUUCCUCCAGUCCAGAGGAUUCAGACUCCGAAUCAGUUAGUCCGGCACAGACCCCAAGUUCUAAUUAUAGCUCCUACAGUAACGGAAGCAGAAAUUUCAGGGGAGAUGACUUCUCAACUCAGCCAUAUCGAUCAAAGAAAAAGACAGAGAGGAUUGGCAUUCCGCGAAGACAGAGUUCGUCUGGGUAUUCGGACAGCAGUGGGAAUGAUGAAGUGGCUGCUGGAAACAUCAGUUUUGAUGAGCCAUUAUACUCACCAACAUCAAAAUCAACAUUUACAUAUGAUUCUAAAGGAGAACAUUUGCUGAAAUCAAAUUGUGUUGGCUUGAAGAAAGUAAAUAAUGAAGACCAAGCCAAAAUGCAAAACAUUUCACAUAAUACAUAUGAAAGUGAAAGUAAAAGUAAGAUAAAGCCAGAUCUACUGAAGACAGAUAGUCGGGAGGAUAUACCUGAAGAUAAGUCAAAAGAAGAAAAAGAUAAUGACAGUGAAGAAGAUAGAAAAUCAAAAGUCUUCCCUGUGGAGAAGAGUGAGAAAGAGACAAACAUUGAUGUUGUGAAUGGGUACAAGAAAGCACCAAAAAUAAAUCGCCGAUCCAGUACGGUGGAUGAAAUGUUGUUUGACGACUAUGUACCACCGGAAGAACCAGAUGAGUAUGAUGAAAAUUUAGGUGAAAAUGGAGAUGUAAAUUCAAAUUCCAAGAGGAAAACUCUGAUUCCUAUGGGGGAUUUGAUGUCUUUUGAUGAUGAUCCUGAAAAAGAAACUGUAAAUCGUCAGAAAGUCCCCAUUGGAGAUGAAAAGUUCUCGUCCUUUACCAGUGUCUCAAGCAUUGACAGUUCUGAGUACAGUGUGGGUAAUAAUCAGAAUGGUAAUGAGUCAACUUCUGAGUCUGAGUUUGGAGGCUUCCCAGUCAAACGAUCAUACUCAAUGGGAUCCGAAAAUUCUUGGAGUUCAUCAUACAGUAUAGACAGCCAGCCAGAUGAACGAACGCUGGAGUGCAUGGAGUUUAUGAAAGCCUUUGUGGAUCAAAUAUUUGACCCAAGCAAGGAAAUUUCUCAAAUGGACAAGGCAAAAUUUGGAGAGUUUUGUCAGGAGGUGGCUGGGAGACAGUGGUUUGCACGAUAUGUCAAUGGACAGAGGGUACAUAACAAGCGAGUUACAGAGCAGAUAUUUUUCCAGUUGGUACAGUAUUUUGCAGUAGUGCUGUUUGAAUGUGGAGAGGCUGAAGAUUUUACCCCGGCCAAGUCACUGAUGAACAUGUGCUUCACUUUUUACUAUGAAGGUUGCCAUGGUAAGAACUUCCUGUACAGUUACCUUAGAGAUCAACCUAUCUGGCAGUCAUUGAGAUUCUGGAAUGCUGCAUUCUUUGAUGCAGUACAACUGGAGAGAUCCAAGAGACCUGUCUGUACUAGUGAUGAAGGGGAUGACCAACAGAAAGAUGACAGACAGUUUCAAGAAAACAUCACCUUUGGACAGCUAGGGACUUUCACAUGCAAUAUGAGGGCAUUUGGUCUGUCCAAGGAGUUGUGUAUAGAAUUUCUGAGGAAACAAUCGAUAAUUGCCAACCUGAAAAGAGAACAAGUCCAAAUGUUAAAAGACAACGUAGAUAAAUGGCGUGAAGCCUAGCCUAUGAACCUACAUUCCAAGAAAGAUAACUCUACAUGUUGCAGAGAAACAUAACUCAAUAUGCAUUGUAUAAGCUUUAUUUGAUUUUAAGUAAAAACCCUCCUCAAUGUAAACUGCAAGUAAAGACUCAAAGAUGAUGAUUUCUGCAGUUCAAAAUUUUGAUUUCUCAAAGUGAGCAAGUAGUAAGUUUUUUAUUCACAGUUUCUGCAAUUCCAUUGGGUUUGCAAAACUAAAGAUACAGAAUUGCAAAUCUUCAAAAAUUGGAAAUGGCAGAAAUUACCAUUAAUACAGUACAUGUAUAUUGUGGUCCAUGAUCAUUGUUAAAGUGUACAGGAAUACUUUUUUAUUUCUUAGUGGUUUCAUCUCCUCUAAUUGUGAUUGGACUGAAGAAAUUAAAUGAUAUGUUAAUCUUUACAUACUGUAAUAAACAUGGUGCAAUAUUGUUGAAAUGUUAUAAAUUUUUGUGCAUUUUACAAAUAGUGUUAAGAAUUAUUAUUUAUUUACAACAA
Messenger RNA from Saccostrea echinata, 2420 nucleotides. RefSeq lists its product as uncharacterized. The coding region runs from base 121 to 1911 and encodes 596 amino acids. The transcript is spliced from 9 exons. Lineage: Eukaryota; Metazoa; Mollusca; Bivalvia; Ostreida; Ostreidae. The record is from RefSeq and is a predicted model, not a curated record.